UGCAUAGUUACUCCUAAAUUUUAUGUUAUGAAAUGGAAGUGGCAAGCCUAUGUGUAUUCAACACAUGAUUAGUUUUUGUUUGUGAGGAAAAGCUAUUUAGACUGUGUUUUGGCUACACCAAAGAAGAGCUGUCAGGGGUGCUAAAAGUGCUGUUGUUAUGAUUUUGUUAUGAAAAACAUACCGAAACUGGUUUUUAUGUUACCAUUUAUCAUGUAGUUUGAAGAUCUUUAGAAUCGUGUUUGCUUUUCUGUAGGUAAAGGCGAAUUCUAAGGAAAUCUGCGGAGAAAUUUCGUUUCCUUCUUUUUCAGAAAAUUGCUGAUGUCAGCAUUUUAUUCGAGAUUCAAGGCUAACUAUCUUGAAAAUAUGCAUGGCUACCCCCAGUUUUCUUUGUGGAUUCCGAUAGCCCUUGCUUAGAUCUAUGUUUUCCAUAUGUUCCAAAUCUGGCGAAAAGACUUUGUAUUUAUAAUUAGUAGGCACUGCCCUUAAAAUUGAACUUAAAUAUUUUGUAUGUCCUUAUAAUUUUGAGAUUUGCAUUCUGCACAUCUCAUUUAACAGGAUUCCAUCAGAGCCUUUGAACAUCCAGGAUUUAUCAUGAGGCUUGUAUUGGAGGGUGAUAUUGUUAAAUUUGAGCCUGAUUUCAAAGACUUUGAGGUUGUCUUGUUAAAUGUGUAUGAUGUCAUGAUCAAAGCAGUCAUGGUUGUACCCAGAGUUGAAACCAAACUAUACUCAGAAUGGUCUGGAACAAAGAAAACAUUAAAACCGGUUGUAUCAGAAGAAAUCAUUAAUGAUGCAAAGGCAAAGGUAGAAGCUGUGAUAGCUCGUGAAAUGGCUGGACCUAGAGAACAUUUGAAAUUUUAUGACAAAUUCAAGGACCUGAUAACCAGAAAGGCUGAGGCAGAUGUGGAUCAGUUCAUGUUGGAGGGUCACAAGUUUCCUCGGUUUGCUAAGGAAGUGGAAAAGUAUGCUAAGUUGGUGGACAGCAUUCAGUACAACUCUCAAAAGGUGACAAGAGUUGGAAUGUUUGAACUUCACUGUGAUGAGUUAAUCAGGGCAUUAGCCAAGAGAGCAGAUGGUUUAAGAACUAAACUGCUUCAGAGAAUGAGCAAAGAUCAUCAGCUGCUUAACAAACGGUAAUGUUCAGCACAAGUCAUGUAUGUUGCUUGCAGUAUUCACCGCCCUUAUUAAUUAUAAGUCUAGUGGUUUGUAAAGUAUUGAAAAUUUGAUUGAUUGAAAACUUACCAUGUUUAUGGGUACUGGUGCAUAAUAAUCUUGUUGGCAGCAACUCAUUUUUCCACAUGUACAUGUGCAUAGUUAACCUCAGAAAAAACUGUAAUAAACACAGUAUUUUCAGUUAUUAAUUCAAUUGGCAGAUUUAUGCCUAGUGCUAGUUAUAUUGUGAAGGUGAAUUAAUCAACAUGACAUG
This is a messenger RNA of Orbicella faveolata, 1423 nucleotides long. Its product is annotated as dynein axonemal heavy chain 7-like. The record is from RefSeq and is a predicted model, not a curated record. Gene Ontology annotation, molecular function: minus-end-directed microtubule motor activity; dynein light intermediate chain binding; calcium ion binding. Gene Ontology annotation, biological process: microtubule-based movement. NCBI's taxonomy places the organism in Eukaryota, Metazoa, Cnidaria, Anthozoa, Scleractinia, Merulinidae. Gene Ontology annotation, cellular component: dynein complex.